This is a messenger RNA of Annulohypoxylon truncatum, 1367 nucleotides long. RefSeq names its product ICMT-domain-containing protein. NCBI's taxonomy places the organism in Eukaryota, Fungi, Ascomycota, Sordariomycetes, Xylariales, Hypoxylaceae. The record is from RefSeq and is a predicted model, not a curated record. Gene Ontology annotation, biological process: C-terminal protein methylation. Gene Ontology annotation, cellular component: membrane; endoplasmic reticulum. Gene Ontology annotation, molecular function: protein C-terminal S-isoprenylcysteine carboxyl O-methyltransferase activity. Bases 481 to 1251 code for a protein of 256 amino acids. The transcript has 3 exons.
UAUGUAUCUACUGUCUACUAGGAUCAUUACUGUAACCCGGCCUUGCCCGGCAUUUCAAGGUUUAGGCCGCAAUUCCGUAAUAUGAUAUGACAUUGCUCAAUAUUUAUUUGCUAUAUAUAGCUUAAGCUACUAGGGUGUUAUAGAGUAAAGUUACGAACUAAAAUGCAAACUCCCGCUAUACGUCAUUGUAGUUGAUAUAUGCUGAGCUACUGCAGGCACGUCAUCUACUGCGAAGCCUAUUCCAUUUUUCGAAAGCGGUGUGGACUUUUGACGGGCAGAAAUACACCGCCAAAUCGCUAUACGAACCCGUGGAAUUACUAUUUUCAAAUACUAAGAACAAAACAACAACGAGGUCUGUUCUCACUUACCUAAGCACCUACGAAUCAUGGAUUUAAUGAUCCGACUAGCUCUCCUUUGUCUUUGAUUCUGAGUACAGAAAAUCCCGAACAAUCAAAAGGGAAGAGACCCCUGAGCACCACAAUGGAGUCGCCGCCGGAUAGUCCCGUCGCGCAAAGCGCCCAAAUGCAUCCCGAAAGGGCUUACCUCUCCGGCCAACCGAAGUCCCUUGAAGGCAUUGCGAUACGCUCGUUCUGCCUCGGUAUAGCGCUCGCUUCAUCCGUAGUCGCCGUGUUAUUGACUCUCAUUCUCACCUCUUCCCCUCUGUGGCGCCUACCUUUCUUCAUCGGCGCUUUGUCGACCUUCCACUUUCUCGAGUUUUGGACGACCGCGAAGUACAAUACUCCUGUCGCGACUAUUGGUUCGUUCCUCCUGACCGCAAACUGGCCGGCGUAUGCGAUCGCACAUAGUGCGGCGUUGCUAGAAUGCCUCGUUACGGGAGUGCUGUUUCCGAAUAGGUCUUGGGCGCCAUUCUAUAGCGGUCACAUUAUCUUGCUGUUGGGUUUUAUCCUGGUCUUUGUUGGUCAAUUCGUCCGAAGUGCAGCCAUGGUCCAGGCCGGCCAAUCAUUCAACCAUACUAUUCAACACCGGAAGAAAGAUACCCAUGUCCUAGUUACCACAGGUCUAUAUUCGUUCCUUCGCCAUCCAGCUUACUUUGGAUUCUUCUAUUGGGGGGUAGGGACGCAGAUGGUCUUAGGGAACCCCAUAUGUUUCGUUGCUUAUACAAUCGUCUUAUGGCAAUUCUUCUCCAAAAGGGUAAAACACGAGGAGGCAUUGCUUGUCCGAUUUUUCGGGGAUGACUACGUUCAAUAUAAGAAGAGGGUUGGAACACUCAUGCCCUUUGUUGGGAACUGAGUAGACUGCCGCCGUUAUUGGUAUUAGAGAAUGGCGUUUAGGUUGAUGUCUAUGGGUGGACUUAUGAUACCCUAGUUUCAUACUCUUUGAAUAAAUCAAGACAAGUAUUACAAUCA